CCAUCUCUCUGGAAUGCAGAGCAAUCGAACAUAAAAAGAGAAAAGGCAUAACACUGUAGAAAGAAACAAAAUUGAGUGUAUUCAUCAGCUUCUCUCCCGGCAUGGCUUACCAACCCGUCCAAGACAUCCUACAGUACAAAUUUCGAAACCCAAGGCUUCUCGAGGAAGCUCUCCACGCCGCAGGCUCAAACCCAAACACUACGCGCGAAAAUCCCAGGGCCCAUGGAAACAAGGGUCUGGCAAUGAUCGGAGACGCCGUCCUCCGACUUGUCAUAGUCGACGACGGCAUCAUCAACGGCAAAACCACGCAAAAAUGCGAGCAAAUCUGCAGGGUGGAAGCCUCAAACUAUGUCUUGAGUAGGACUUUGGUGAAGCGGAAAAUAUACAAAUAUGUCAAGCUGCCACCAUGUCAAAAUGGCACCAUAUCUCAAGGCAUAUGCGCUUCUACUGCAGAGGCGCUGAUUGGUGCUGUGUGGAUUGAUUCGGAGCGUGAUUCUACUACCGUUCAUCGUGUCAUUCACAACCUUGGCAUCGCCACUGAAUUCAGUGACGACGAUGGGUGGUGGUAGCGGCAUAGCAACAGCAAUCCAAAGUCAAACUAGCUCUAUAGAAGAACAUGAAUACUCUGUGAUUAGAUGGCCAAAUAUGAAAUAUAUCCAUUC
Molecule: messenger RNA, 662 nt
Organism: Trichoderma virens Gv29-8
Lineage: Eukaryota; Fungi; Ascomycota; Sordariomycetes; Hypocreales; Hypocreaceae
Exons: 2
Coding region: 102-569 (155 amino acids)
Biological process (GO): RNA processing
Molecular function (GO): ribonuclease III activity
Source: RefSeq, a predicted model, not a curated record